This is a messenger RNA of Talaromyces amestolkiae, 822 nucleotides long. RefSeq lists its product as uncharacterized. The record is from RefSeq and is a predicted model, not a curated record. Gene Ontology annotation, molecular function: protein binding. NCBI's taxonomy places the organism in Eukaryota, Fungi, Ascomycota, Eurotiomycetes, Eurotiales, Trichocomaceae. The transcript is spliced from 6 exons. Bases 1 to 822 code for a protein of 273 amino acids.
AUGGUCCAAAGGAUGUUCUGGCACGUGAAAGGAGUAAUCGAAAACAGCGUCGAGUUCGAGGCGGAUUUUACCGGGCUUUACGACUACUGCUCCCACAGGGAACAAGAUGUUAAAGAAACACAACAGGAGGAAGCACAAGGGACUUACCAGUGUAUGGAAGUUCAUAGUGCCAAUAUGCCCACACAAGAUCUCUGUGAACAGUAUCGAUGGCUCAAGGAUGCCACCUGCAUCCUACGGGUUAGCGGCCAAUUCGGAUACCAGGGGGUCAUUGAGAUCUACCAGAGCGACAACGUUGACACUUCGGUCUGGAACGAUGAAUUCACCAUCAGCCAGGGUGACGAUAGCAUGAAUUUGGACUCCCCAGCCCCGACAUUUCAGACCAGUCCGGUGCAAUUCUUCGAAUUCCCAAUUGACGGGACCCACAUUGGGAAGGCGAUGUUGGAUACGGCGAUCGGAGGGGAACCCCGCGGACAUUAUAUCUAUCUGGAUGUUAGGGCUGAUCCCCGUGAAGACGCUACGGCAGGGAGCAACGGCUCUCAUAGCAGCCCUUCCUACGCUUUCUCUCUCGACUGGUUUCCCCCUUCUUCCGAUGAUGAGGGUGACAACGAUGACGGCACAUCCUCCUCGCAUUACAUCGUCGAUGGGCAGCGCUUCAGCGGGCCCUCUCGCUUCAUGAAUCACUCGUGUAAUCCUAACUGCAAAAUGAUCCCCGUUUCGACCCAUCACAGCGACCAAAAGAUCUACGAUCUCGCAUUCUUCGCACGCCGCGAUAUUCCGCCCGGUGUUGAGUUGACGUUUGACUACAACUCUGGUUGGACGUGA